AUGUGUAGAUGUUCUGUCGUGGUAUCAGUAACACUAUUGUUGAUGUUUAUUUCUAUUGCAAAAACUGAUAAAAAUCCGUUUCCAAAUCCUCCAGUUUGGCCAACAGUAUGGAUGAGUCAUGGAAGUGGAUAUUAUUUAUUUAACAAUGAGACAAUAUGUGCAUCGAUCUAUUAUGAUUGGUCAAUUCCAGCACAAGUAAUGAAUUUAAUGAGAUCAGAUUCAAUUUCAUUUACAAUAUUAAAUGUUAAAGAUGUGGUAUGGAGACUUGAAAGAGCAAAUAGAACAUGUUGCAUUGAUCCAAAUCAAACGGGCGUAACACCACCAAGACCAGACUGGCUGCAAGGUAAUUAUACUGUUUAUGACGGUAUCGUUAAUGUUAUGGAACAUGAAUGUAAUAGUUGGACAAAAAAUGUUCCUGAUGUAGCCACAUUCUCCUGGUUAACAUCAGUCAAAACAUCUGUACCAUGUCGUCUUGGCUGGUUAGAUGCUGUACAUUUUGACUUUUCUUAUUUUUCAACAAAUCCAAAUUUGUUACCAACAGGUAUUUUUGAUAUACCGUCUUAUUGUCCAUUUAAAAUAACUGAUCCUAAUUGUUCAAUAAUGCACUUUUAA
Didymodactylos carnosus is the source of this 612-nucleotide messenger RNA. The record is from the annotation of a GenBank genome assembly. Lineage: Eukaryota; Metazoa; Rotifera; Eurotatoria; Philodinida; Philodinidae.